AUUAUCAAUAAGGCCCAACGCAGACGACACACUUUUUGUGCGAUCGAGUCUGCGGCGCACAAAAAGUCUGUAUGGCGCGCAAAAAGUCUGUCGCGGAUUUUUGACGGACUCAACGCACACGACGCACAUUGUCAAUCAUUUUGUCGGCAGAACUGUAGUGCCGUACACGCCAUGGAAGUGCAAAGAUUGCGAUGUAUUAUUUUAUACUUGAAGUACAAAAAAAGAAGACGAAAUAGAGAAUUUUGGGUACAUCCUAUACUUUCGGAUAGAUUACUGAAAGGACAAUUCCAUAUUAAACAUUCAAUUCUAAAACAAUAUCCAGACAAAUUUUUUAAAUUUUACAAAAUGUCUAUUACUACAUUUAAUGAGCUGCUAUUAAUUUUAAGUCCUGCUUUGACGCAUUCGGACACAACAAUGAGAAAAUGUAUUGGACCAGAAGAAAGGCUGUCUGUGACUCUCAGGUAUUUAGGACGAGGAAUGUCGUUCGUCGAACUCGAAGAAGCUUAUCUGAUUGGAGCAACUACUAUUCGUUCUAUAGUUGAGGAAACCUGUACAGCAAUUUGGGAACUAUGCAAAAGUGAAUGCUUUCCUGCUUUUACAGUCCAGAGAUGGCAAGAUAUUGCGAAAAAAUUCCAUGAUAAAACUCAAUUUCCAAAUUGUUUAGGGGCGGUAGAUGGGAAGCACAUACGUCUUAAGAUGCCGCCAAACUCGGGCUCUAAUUAUUACAACUACAAGUCAUAUUUUUCUACAGUACUGAUGGCCGUUGUUGAUGCUAAUUACUGUUUUACAUUUAUUGAUGUUGGCGCCUAUGGAAAAUUCAGUGACUCUAACAUUUUUAAGAACUCCACACUAGAGAAAGGAAUUCUGGAUGGUAAAAUACCUCUACCAAAUAAACAAAAACUUCCCGGUGAUUUGAACGGACAACCAAUGCCGUUUGUAUUUGUAGGAGAUGAAGCCUUUGCAAUUUCAUCACACGUAAUGAGACCUUUUCCUGACCGCCAUUUGAGCGUCCAACAGCGCAUUUUUAAUUACCGGUUGUCCAGAGCCCGAAGAAUGGUAGAAUGCGCCUUUGGAAUUUUCAGCAGUAAAUGGCGAAUAUUUCAAAAAAGUUUAGACGUAAAUAUGCCGUUAGCAAUAAAAAUAAUAAAAGCAGGGUGCAUUCUCCAUAAUUUUGUAAGAAAAAGAGACGGGAUUUGUUUUGAAGAGGCGUUGUAUACAUGCCCUUUUGAAGAUAUAUCUAACAUAGGUGUGAGAGGGACAGAUAAUGGAAUGGAAACGAGAAAGUAUUUUGCUAAUUAUUUUACCUCUUCUAUGGGAAGUGUUUCUUGGCAGUAUAAUAAAGUGUAAUAAAAAUAUACCUACCGAAUUUUGUUUUUUCAUUAGACGUCAUCGAUGUCCAAACAGGAGCGGAAUAAAUAUUACAGCAAACUUCAUCCCACAUUUUUCUUUUUAAAUUUCUAUCAUGAUAUUCUGGCUUGGAAGUAUCAUAAAUUGCUGGUCUGUUUUGUAUUUCUUGUAUUAGCAUCGAUACAUCGAUGUCUGGCGCCAUGAUGUAAUACCGCGCGUACGUCGCGAGCGCAGGCUGCAGACUAAAGUGCGUGGCGUCUGCGUUAGCUCGGGUGGAAACAAGCGUUGUAUUUUUUUCGCAUACUUUUUGCGCGGCUCGGCGCGGCGCGGUGUGGCGCGGUCUGCCAGAAUUACACGGAUUAUUUGUGCGCAGGACUUUUUGUGCGUCGUGUGCGUUACUGCAUACGAUUACAUAGGUUCUAUUUUCACAGACUAAAAAGUCUGUCACGGUAGUGUGUCGUCUGCGUUGGGCCUUAUGAUGAUGAUUGAUGAAUUUGCAAUAUAAAUGACAACAUGACCGGUAAUUUAUCAAACAGAUAAAAACUGGAAAAAAAUCUCUAUCUUUGAUUUUUUGUUUUUUAUCAACAAAUCUUCAUAUUAUAUAAAUAUGUACCUAUCUCAAAUAAUUAUGUAUGUACCUACCUAAUACAGUAAAAAAAUUAGGUACUUUUGGGAAAGUAAUAAACAUAGACCUCGUAAAAAUAUAUACGAAGACAAUAACUUGAAAAUUAAAAUAUAAAAAUUAACAACAUAAAAUUAUUUGUUUAAUAUUUUUUUUAAUUGUAGGUAUCAAAGUUGUUAACAGACCGCUGACAUUUAUUUUAAUUGCAUUAAAAUUAAUGUAAAUCAUAAAUAUUAAAUAUAAUGUAAUCUUAAAUAAUUAAGAAUUUGAUAAAAAAAAAAUUAAAAAAAAUGCUUAUGGAAAUCUUUUUACACUUCUACUGGGUCAUAUUUUACAUAAACUUCAAUACUGUAUUCAAAGAAAUCAAAUAAAUUAAUAAAAUAAAAAGUUAUUCACAAAAGUUCUACAUCACGCUAACGAAAUGUUUAAGCGUCUGCGAUAUAUAUACGGCCGAUUCGCUUUAACUAUCGGGGAGUCCGUUUCUACACAGUGAGACAGUGACGCGGAGCGCUGUGCUAAACUCCGUACGUUCGCGCCUAGAGCGCGCUGGCGAAUCCAUUGAUGCUUAGAGUUUGUUGGUUGCUCUAGUUCUAUGUGAUGUGGCAAUGAGAACGAUUCUCAUGCAUUGACCCUAGCCCAUGUGUGGCAGGUGUUAGCAAGCCCGUGAGUGGCUUUUCAAGUUGUAUAGCCCAUGAAUGGCUUAAAAGUUGUAUUGGCUAGCCCUAGUGGCAGCAUUGAGUACUGCAGGAUCUAAUUCCUCGCCCCAACUGAUGUAGAAAAUUUGACUCUCUUU
Molecule: messenger RNA, 2762 nt
Organism: Bicyclus anynana (squinting bush brown)
Lineage: Eukaryota; Metazoa; Arthropoda; Insecta; Lepidoptera; Nymphalidae
Exons: 2
Coding region: 172-1347 (391 amino acids)
Source: RefSeq, a predicted model, not a curated record